Messenger RNA from Fulmarus glacialis (Northern fulmar), 2227 nucleotides. It is a transcript of the gene PHACTR2, whose product is annotated as phosphatase and actin regulator 2. Gene Ontology annotation, molecular function: actin binding. NCBI's taxonomy places the organism in Eukaryota, Metazoa, Chordata, Aves, Procellariiformes, Procellariidae. The record is from RefSeq and is a predicted model, not a curated record. The coding region runs from base 1 to 2172 and encodes 723 amino acids. Gene Ontology annotation, biological process: actin cytoskeleton organization. The transcript has 15 exons.
AUGGCUUCUGGGGAUACGUCCAGCGAGCUGCGGGGAAAUGCCUCUGUCUUCCCAGGUGCACCGAGGGAAUGGCCGAAAGGCAUCGGAGAGGGAUCAGCAGCUGGGUCCUUUAGCCGGUGCUGCAGGGAAGCCAAAAGGAUGGAUGUUAAACAUUUGGUUGAAGAGGAGAAGAGGACAGCGUGGCUGGGCGUCCCUCUGAGCCACGCGGCUUUUUGUCUGAAACGUGGAGCCCUGGGCAUCUGUGCUAUCGCUUUCAGGGGGAGCACAGUUGAUGGUUUGGAUAAGGCUUCAAUCGCUAACUCGGAUGGACCAGCCCCAGGAUCCCAAACUCCCCCCUUCAAGAGGAAGGGCAAACUCUCCACCAUUGGCAAAAUCUUUAAACCUUGGAAAUGGCGGAAGAAGAAGACUAGUGACAAAUUCAGGGAAACGUCAGCAGUGUUGGAAAGGAAGAUUUCGACAAGACAAAGCAGAGAGGAGCUGAUAAGAAGGGGAGUGCUGAAGGAAAUGCCCGAGCAAGAUGGUGAUGUAACAGUAAAUUUUGAAACUUCAAAUGGACACACCAUAGCCAUUGGUGAAGAAACCAUCCAGGAAGAAAAUGUGGUAAAAGCCAGUGGAGAUAAUGGUACUUUGUCAGAGAAAGCAUUAGCAUUGGAAGGAAAAAAAGAAGAUCAAAAAGAGAGCACUACUGAUCACUGCCCAGAAAUACCGGCAUCCCAUGCUCCACCACUACCCAAGCCUAAGCCUAAAUCUAAAAAAGCUCCACUACCACCAAAAAAUGCUAUUGCUGCUUCCACCACCACCAGCCAUAAGAGUAACGAAGCACCUCAUGCUAAAAAAAAGGGAAAGGCUCCUGCUAAGCAGCCUCCUCUCCCACCACCCAAGCCAACAAGUCACAGUGCAAAUCGAGAAGCUGCUAGUUCCUCUCACGCAAAAAAACCACCAGUCUCCAAGUCCUCUUCAUCACCAUCUCCUUCGUCCACAUCAUCUCAUCCCAAAGCCUCUAAGGAGACUUCCAGCAAAUCGGGCACAUCAGGGACUCCCAGGGGCAAGAAGAAACCUGGGAAACAGUCAGCCCCACGAACAGCGCCGGAUGGGGCUGCUUCUUCCCCCUCAGGUGCCACAGCCAACAGGUUGGAAGCGAAGGCAGAAAAACCCGAGCCUGAGCAACCUUCCAUAGUAAUUUCUGAAAUGGAGGACGCAGACCAACCGAGCAAGCUCGUUGUCCCCCCUCCUCCCACCACUGCCCCUCCUCCACCUCCACUUCCACCUCCUUUUCCUGCUGCAGCCGGUCAGCCCGCUGUCUCCUCAGAUGCCCAAGAUGAUGUGCCAGACGGCUGCGUGGCAGGGCCAGCCGUCCCCGCGUCAGAUGCUAAACCUCUUCUCCAGACUGAGCAUGGCACAGAUGAGAGCCUGAGCAGUACAGCCCUAGACAGUGGUCCAGAUGCUAGUGGAGAAGACACAGAAAGCUUGGCUACCAAAGAAGGCCAAGAAGCGGAGGCACCUGACCAGGCACACCCUGAACCAGUGGAGGAGGCUUCUGACGCUGCUGCUCCUCCUGAGAGUGAAAAUAGCAGAGAGAGCCACAGCAGCGACUCAGACUCUGACGGACCGAUACUGUACACAGAUGAUGAUGAUGAUGACGAUGAUGAUAAUGCAAGUGCUGAAAGCUCUUUGGCAAGUAAAAUUCGUCGCAGGGAUACUCUUGCUAUCAAGCUUGGCAACAGACCAUCUAAGAAAGAAUUAGAAGACAAAAACAUCUUGCAGCGUACAUCUGAAGAGGAGAGGCAGGAAAUCAGACAUCAGAUUGGAACGAAGCUAGUGAGGAGACUUAGCCAGAGGCCUACAACUGAAGAGCUAGAGCAAAGAAAUAUCCUAAAGCAGAAGAAUGAAGAAGAGGAACAGGAAGCCAAAAGAGAAAUAAAACGUAGACUCAGUAGAAAGCUCAGCCUGAGGCCUACAGUGGCUGAACUUCAAGCGAGAAGAAUCCUUCGAUUUAACGAGUACGUGGAGGUCACGGAUUCUCCGGAUUACGACCGUCGUGCUGACAAGCCUUGGGCCAGGUUAACUCCCGCAGACAAGGCAGCAAUACGGAAAGAACUGAAUGAAUUUAAAAGCACAGAAAUGGAAGUACAUGAGGAAAGUCGGCAAUUUACCAGGUUUCAUCGUCCGUAACUGUUUGACCACAUCCCGUAUUUCAUGUAACAGUUUUCUUUGGGGAAAUCAUUGC